CACCAUUUUUUCACAAUGCAGAAACCUACAUCCACCCACUUUUCUUUAUAAAUGCUAGCAUUUUUCGUUGAAAAAAGAACAAAUUAAUCACACUAUUAUUCACCAUGGAUAGCUCCCAAAGUGAUGAUCCCAUCACGGAAAACAGCCCAACCAACAAACUCGAACUCGGCUCGUUUACUCCGAGCCCUUCCAUGAUGACUAAGGAAAUGAGGAAGAAACGAGCCGCGGUUCUGAUAUGCAUUUUUAAAGGGACAGAAGGCGAGCUCCGCGUGAUUCUUACUAGACGAUCGAUGAAGCUGUCGUCUCAUCCAGGAGAUGUAGCAUUGCCCGGUGGAAAGAUGGACGAAUGUGACGUUGAUGACUCUGCAACUGCUCUCAGAGAAGCCAUGGAGGAAAUUGGUUUGGAUCCGAAUCUUGUCCGGGUCGUGGCCAAUUUAGAGCCAUUCAUUUCAUCGAAUUUACUAAGGGUGGUGCCGGUCGUAGGGGUGCUAUCGAGAGUGGAAGAUUUCAAGCCGGUGCUUAAUUCAGAUGAAGUUGAUGCUAUAUUUGACGCACCAUUAGCAAUGUUUCUCGAGGAAGAAGGGCGCCACAAGUGCUUGGAGAAGGAAUGGGAAGGCUGGAAAUAUGCUUGCCACAUGUUCGAGUUCGAAUCCGAGCAGGGCAAUUUCGUGGUCGGAGGAUUGACUGCAAGCAUUCUAAUUCAUGCAGCUUCGAUUAUCUAUCAAAGGUCUCCAUCCUUCGAUCAAAACCUUCAAGAUUUUAGUGAACUGCAGUGGACUUUAACCACUCCUAAAUGAAACAAACAUUCACAAUAUUUAACAAUAUCAAAUGUAUGUUUGGAUUUAUGUUCUCUCAAAUUGUUACUAGCUUGAAAAGUAUGUAAUCAAUAACAUUUUCACACACAUCCAAGAAAAAGCAGCAAAAGCAAACAUUCCCUUAAA
Salvia hispanica is the source of this 941-nucleotide messenger RNA. Its product is annotated as nudix hydrolase 15, mitochondrial-like. NCBI's taxonomy places the organism in Eukaryota, Viridiplantae, Streptophyta, Magnoliopsida, Lamiales, Lamiaceae. Gene Ontology annotation, biological process: coenzyme A catabolic process. The record is from RefSeq and is a predicted model, not a curated record. Gene Ontology annotation, molecular function: coenzyme A diphosphatase activity.